Messenger RNA from Plenodomus lingam JN3, 225 nucleotides. The record is from RefSeq and is a predicted model, not a curated record. NCBI's taxonomy places the organism in Eukaryota, Fungi, Ascomycota, Dothideomycetes, Pleosporales, Leptosphaeriaceae.
AUGACGCCUUCCCCUCCCAUCCGUCUCAAGCUUCACCUUCACCACCUCACCACCAUCCCAACCCCCCGACUUCCCACCUCAGCAUACCCGGCGCCCCCUGAAAACAUCCACACCUUCUCCAUCCUGCCUCUGCCCAGCAAGAAAAAAAAUUCCAAAAACUCCAACAAAAAUCGACGCGAACACUUGAGCGCAACGUCCACGUCUUUUCUUCUUCUUCGCGUCUGA